GACAGUGCAACCAUGCAGUUCUGUGCCAACAAAUUGGACAAGAAGGACUUUUUCGGCAAAUCUGAUCCCUUCAUGGUCUUUUACAGAAGCAAUGAAGACGGCACCUUUACGAUCUGCCAUAAGACGGAGGUGGUGAAGAACACCCUCAACCCUGUCUGGCAGCCGUUCACCAUUCCAGUCAGAGCUCUCUGUAAUGGAGACUAUGACAGAGCAAUCAAAGUGGAAGUGUAUGACUGGGACCGUGACGGCAGCCACGAUUUCAUCGGUGAGUUCACCACCAGCUACAGAGAGUUAGCCCGAGGUCAGAGCCAGUUCAACGUUUAUGAGGUGGUAAAUCCAAAGAAGAAGAUGAAGAAGAAGAAAUAUGUAAAUUCAGGAACGGUGACACUGCUGUCGUUCUCGGUGGAAUCAGAGUCGACUUUCCUCGAUUACAUCAAAGGAGGGACCCAGAUCAAUUUCACUGUGGCCAUUGAUUUCACCGCCUCUAACGGAAACCCUUGCCAGUCCACGUCUCUACAUUACAUGAACCCCUACCAGAUGAACGCCUAUGCCCUGGCACUGAAGGCUGUGGGGGAAAUCAUCCAGGACUAUGACAGUGACAAGAUGUUCCCUGCACUGGGAUUUGGAGCCAAGCUGCCCCCCGAUGGACACGUGUCUCAUGAGUUCCCCCUAAAUGGCAAUAUUGAAAAUCCCUACUGUAAUGGUAUUGAGGGGAUAUUAGAGGCAUACCAUCAGAGUCUAAAGACCGUCCAACUAUACGGACCUACUAACUUUGCCCCUGUUGUAAAUCAUGUGGCCAGAUAUGCAGCUGCUGUCCAGGAUGGCUCGCAAUAUUUUGUGCUCCUCAUAAUCACAGAUGGGGUUAUAUCUGAUAUGUCACAGACCAAAGAGGCCAUCGUGAAUGCUGCCAAGCUUCCCAUGUCCAUCAUUAUUGUUGGGGUUGGACAGGCUGAAUUUGAUGCUAUGGUCGAGUUGGAUGGUGAUGACAUCAGGAUUUCCUCAAGAGGAAAAUUAGCAGAGCGAGACAUUGUCCAGUUUGUGCCGUUCCGGGAUUACAUGGACCGGACGGGAAACCACGUGUUGAGCAUGGCACGACUGGCCAAAGAUGUUCUGGCUGAGAUUCCUGACCAGUUCAUUUCUUACAUGAAGAGCCGGGGAAUCAAACCCAAUCCGGCGCCGCCUCCAUACACACCGCCAGGACACACACACCACACACAGAUCUGAGCACACGCUCCCAAACCUGCUUUAACACAACAGGUCCUCUCCCUGGACUCGUGGGCUAGCUGUACCGGAGCUUUUAUGGUGGAGCUCCCUGCAUCACCGUGUGUUUGAACUCUCCGAGACACUUUGAGGUACAGUGGUGUUUGUUUGUGCCAUUUAUAUUUUCUGCCCACUUGUUUUUGUCCUCAGAAGGACAGUGUGGUCGAAGAAUCUGACCCAAGGGCAGCUUUUUUGUUCGUUUUGUUAAAAAAUAUCUAUAUCUUGGCCUGUGACUGUUUCUUAUUUUGUGGAUCAGUUGACAAGGGAAUGAAGAGCAGGAGGAGGAGGAGGAUAUUUGUGGUUUCAACUUGUGCCUGUCUGUGAUCGUCUCAGUGAACCAGGACAAGUGUGCCCUAAUCUGACAUUUGACCUUACUCCACAUUGGUAUACUAGAGUGUGUGCUUUACAGUGACGUUUUUAGAUUCGUUUCACUUUCAUUUCGUAUCAGGUCAGGCCUGUGUCAGUUUGGGUUUAUUACGUAAAAAAAAAAAAAAAAAUCAUUUCUAUUCUCUGUCCGUAUCCAUUAUGGUUUAGGAAAGCAUGCAUGUAUGAGAAAUGAAUAACUUUGUUCCUAUCCAUGAAUGGCGUGAUGAGAGAUGUACUAUUUUGCCAAAACUUCACAUGGCACCUGCCUAGAAUGACUGUAGAAGCACAACUUGCAUCAAUAAUCAGCAUUAUUCUUGCUCACGUGCUUCUCUAGGAAUGCUUCGUGGCCAUUUUGGUCAGUUGAUAUGGGUCCUCUCUCCCUCUCGGGCAGAAAUGAGGCCUGGAGUGUGCUCAGAAUGGUGUCGCCCACUCAACUGUAGUUCAUUCACCAAUUCAAUUUUGUCAAGAGGCUUUUAAUCAAAUAAGAGUGCUUGAUGUAUCUGUACUCUGCCAGUACAGGGCUGAAUGGAGGAGCUUUUGUAAUUGAGCACAUUACAGUGCUGCCUGGGUGUAAUAACCAUGAGCAUUUAGCCCUGUGACUGUAUGGGGCAUUCAUUAUCUCCAGAUGUAUUUCUGCCAACCCACAAAGCAUAGAGCAUCAAAGCAUUACAGUCUUUUCACCCAUUCACCCAUUAAUGCAUUUUUUUUUUUUUUUGUGGAAUUGAUCGAUUUGUAUUUACUGCACACAAUAUUAUUGCAUUUUAAAUGUAAAAUUUGCAUGAUUUAAGUAAAUUAUUCUAUUUAUUUUAAUACAGAUUUUUACACAUUAUAUACUAACAUUAAUAUUCCACUGUGUUUCUCAUGUCAUGUAUUUUAUUCUGUAUAUUUGUGUUUAUUGACCUAGUGUUAAAAUCCUUUUUUAUUUAUUUUAUUGAUGUUUUUUUAUUAUUAUUAUUAUUAUUUCAGGUCAAUUGAUUUAAGUUUAAUUGAUUUGUGUUGCACACAGUAUAAUUUUGUUUUAAAUACGUUAUCUGAUUUUCAUACACCAUAUACCACA
Molecule: messenger RNA, 2683 nt
Organism: Carassius gibelio (silver crucian carp)
Lineage: Eukaryota; Metazoa; Chordata; Actinopteri; Cypriniformes; Cyprinidae
Product: copine-5
Biological process (GO): cellular response to calcium ion
Cellular component (GO): plasma membrane
Molecular function (GO): calcium-dependent phospholipid binding
Source: RefSeq, a predicted model, not a curated record